Cervus elaphus (red deer) is the source of this 1788-nucleotide messenger RNA. Its product is annotated as natural resistance-associated macrophage protein 2-like. Gene Ontology annotation, cellular component: plasma membrane. Bases 1 to 1788 code for a protein of 595 amino acids. Lineage: Eukaryota; Metazoa; Chordata; Mammalia; Artiodactyla; Cervidae. The transcript is spliced from 17 exons. Gene Ontology annotation, molecular function: iron ion transmembrane transporter activity; cadmium ion transmembrane transporter activity; manganese ion transmembrane transporter activity. The record is from RefSeq and is a predicted model, not a curated record. Gene Ontology annotation, biological process: metal ion transport.
AUGAAGAAACAGCUUAAGGAGGAGGCAGCCCCACACUGUGAGCUAAAGUCCUAUUCUAUGAACUCAGGCACUCAGGUAUCCACUACGGUGUUGGGUCCUGAACAGAAGAUGCCAGAUGAAAAUGCUUCUGGAGACCAUGGGGUCUCUGUCAGUCUUGGUGCCAUCAACCCUGCCUGCAGUAACUCCUCAAUUCCACAGUCCCCUGGGGCACACACAGAGGAGCCCUUUACCACCUACUUUGAUGAGAAGAUUGCCAUUCCUGAGGAGAAGCCCUCUUGUUUUAGCUUUCGCAAACUCUGGGCUUUCACGGGACCAGGAUUUCUUAUGAGCAUUGUGGAUCCAGGAAACAUUGAAUGUGAUUUGCAGUCUGGAGCACUGGCUGGAUUUAAGUUGCUCUGGGUUGUUCUGUUUUCCACCAUCAUGGGACUCCUGCUGCAGAGCCUUGCAGCCCGACUGGGAGUGGUCACUGGGCUGCAUCUUGCUGAAGUGUGUCACCGCCAGUAUCCCAGGGUUCCACGAAUCCUUCUGUGGCUGAUGGUGGAGUUGGCUAUCAUUGGUGUAGAUAUGCAAGAAGUUAUUGGCUCAGCUAUUGCCAUCAAUCUCCUGUCUGUAGGAAGGAUUCCUCUAUGGGGUGGAGUUCUCAUCACCAUUGCAGAUACCCUUAUAUUUCUCUUUUUGGACAAAUAUGGUUUGCGGAAGCUGGAAGCGUUUUUUGGUUUUCUCAUCACUAUUAUGGCCCUCACAUUUGGUUAUGAGUAUGUUACAGUGAAACCUAGCCAGACCCAGGUCCUCCAAGGCAUGUUCCUACCAUCCUGUUCAGGCUGUCGUACCCCACAGAUCAUUCAGGCUGUGGCCAUCAUGGGUGCUGUUAUCACACCACACAACAUAUACCUGCAUUCUGCCUUAGUCAAGUCCAGACAGGUAGACCGAGCCAAUAAGCAGGAAGUUCAAGAAGCGAAUAAGUACUUCUUCAUUGAUUCCUGCAUUGCUCUCUUUGUUUCCCUUAUCAUCAAUGUCUUUGUCAUCUCCGUGUUUGCCGAAGCAUUUUUUGAGAAAACCAACCAGCAGGUGGUUGCGGUCUGUAAAAACAGCAGCAGUGCCCAUACUCACCUUUUCCCUGAUGAUAACUCAACACUGACUGUGGACAUCUACAAAGGGGGUGUUGUGCUGGGGUGUUACUUCGGGCCUGCCGCUCUCUACAUCUGGGCGGUGGGGAUCCUGGCUGCGGGGCAGAGCUCCACCAUGACAGGAACCUAUUCCGGCCAAUUUGUCAUGGAGGGAUUCCUGAACCUAAAAUGGUCACGCUUUGCCCGAGUGAGUCUGACCCGCUCUAUUGCCAUCAUCCCCGCUCUACUUAUUGCCGUCUUCCAAGAUGUGGAGCAUCUAACAGGGAUGAAUGACUUCCUGAAUGUUCUUCAGAGUUUACAACUUCCCUUUGCUCUCAUACCCAUCCUCACAUUUACAAGUUUGCAGCCUGUGAUGAGUGAAUUUGCCAAUGGAUUAGGCUGGAGGAUCAUAGGCGCUAUUGUGGUCCUUGUCGUCUGUUCCAUCAACAUGUACUUUGUCGUGGUUUAUGUCCAGGGUCUAGGGCAUGUGGCAUUGUACGUGGUGGCUGCAGUGGUCAGCGUGGUUUAUCUGAGCUUUGUGUUUUACUUGGGUUGGCAAUGUUUCAUUGCACUGGGCAUGUCCUUCCUGGACUGUGGGCACACGUACCAUCUGGGAUUGACAGUUCAACCUGAACUCUACCUUCUGAACACCAUGGAUGCUGACUCACUUGUGUCUAGAUGA